GGUCCUCGGGCAACAGGUGGCAAUCUACCCCUGGGCAGGGGCUCGGGCAACAGGCGCCAACCUACCACUCGGGGACUCAAUGGGACUCUAGCUGUGGAGACUGGCCACAGCACAGCUUCCACCCAGCUUUCUAGGGUCAUUGGGUUCACGGGGACUCAACGGGUAGCGAUGGCUCAAGCACUCAGGGGCACCACAGGACACGGGUGGUCAGUGCACACACAGCGGGGCAGUUCGGAACACGGGUGGUCGGUGCACACAGCGGGGACAGUUCAGGACACGAGUGGUCGGUGCACACACCGGGGACAGUUCCAAACACGGGUGGUCGGUGCACACAGCAGGCACAGUUCAGGACACAUGUGGUCAGUGCGCACAACAGGGACAGUUCAGGACACGGGUGGUCGGUGCACACAGCGGGGACAGUUCAGAACACGGGUGGUCAGUGCACACAACAGGAACAGUUCGGACACACGGGUGGUCAGUGCG
Molecule: messenger RNA, 483 nt
Organism: Staurois parvus
Lineage: Eukaryota; Metazoa; Chordata; Amphibia; Anura; Ranidae
Source: the annotation of a GenBank genome assembly